CUCCGGAUUGAAGACCCUCUCCGGCCGGUGUCGCGCGGCGAAGACAGAAGCCCGCAAAGCCCCUAUUUUCCACCACCACCGCCACCACCACCACCGCCGCUCAGUCACCGGCUCCGGGUGCAGACCAGUCUACCGAAUUUAUCCCAGUACGGGUUAAAGUCUCCCAGUCUGAGCCCACGCCCAACAACUCCCACACCCGUUAGCGCCGCUGCGACAUUCGGGCCGGGUGUGACCCCCGGACCUAACUCUGGUGCAGAGUCAAAACCAUUCUGGCAAAACGCCCUUUCAGAAGCCCGUUAUUUCGCCGGUGGCUUGAUCCCACCGCCAACCGAGUCAACAAAGCACUACACCAUUUUGCGACACUCCUCACCACUCAUCUUUUAUCGUGGCCCCAGCACCUCAGUUGAGAUAUCCAUCUUCAGCGCCCCAGACUAUCCCCUCCCACCAGAUCGCUCAAUAUGGCUUCAACAACGCGGCUUCUCCGGCGACAGCGGCAUGAAGAUCAAAGCCUUCUUCGGCUCCACAGACGACUGGUUCAACGUCACCCCUUCCGUCGCCGUCCAGCCAGACGAAGUCGAGCGUGACACCGAGCGCGGCUGGAAGAGAGACAUGGACAAAGCCGCCAGAAAGAUGCUCAAAGAUAAAGGCCCCAAAAAAGCCCACAUCCCCCGCGAAACCCACGUGGUCCGCAUUCCUGAAGCCUCGGACGACGGUUACUUUCGUCUUCACCUCUGCGCCGGUGGCCCCCCUGAUGGUCAGGCAGACGAAACCAGCUCCUCCUCAAAACGCAAAAUCCUCUGCUCCUCCCCCAUCUUCCGCGUAGCCAGCACCUCAACCGACUCG
Molecule: messenger RNA, 843 nt
Organism: Podospora anserina S mat+
Lineage: Eukaryota; Fungi; Ascomycota; Sordariomycetes; Sordariales; Podosporaceae
Exons: 1
Source: RefSeq, a predicted model, not a curated record